Messenger RNA from Oryctolagus cuniculus (rabbit), 5680 nucleotides. NCBI's taxonomy places the organism in Eukaryota, Metazoa, Chordata, Mammalia, Lagomorpha, Leporidae. The record is from RefSeq and is a predicted model, not a curated record.
CGUAGUCUGUGGGGCAUGUGGGAGGUAGAGGACUCUCAGGUGCACCGAAUGGCCCCGAAUGUUCGCAGCGAGAUAGAGCAGAGCUGAAGUGCAGCUUGCUGCUGGGUAGCGUCUCCACCCCUAGUUACAGGCCGCCUUCCCAGUAAAUCACAUGUUCACUUCUGCAACUUUGAAAAAGCAGCCGCUGCAUUACUUCUUCAAAUGAAGUCUUAAAGGAGGCUAGAAAAUCUAGAAUCUGCCCCUCCGUAACUCACCGUAGAUGCAGACUUGCUUUGGUUCCUUUCUGGUUUUCAAAGGUCAUCUUGGAAAAUCUAGGGUUGCAAAAAUGUUUCCCUUAAAGGAUGCUGAAAUAGGUGCCUUUACCUUCUUUGCCUCGGCUUUGCCACAUGAUGUUUGUGGAAGCAAUGGGCUUCCUCUCACACCAAAUUCUAUAAAAAUUUUAGGGCGCUUUCAAAUUCUUAAGACCAUCACCCAUCCCCGACUUUGUCAGUAUGUGGAUAUAUCUAGAGGAAAACAUGAAAGACUCGUUGUGGUGGCUGAACACUGUGAACGGAGUCUGGAAGACUUGCUUCGAGAAAGGAAACCUGUGAGCUAUUCAAAGGUUUUGUGCAUAGCAUUUGAAGUACUUCAGGGCUUACAGUAUAUGAACAAACAUGGUAUAGUACACCGAGCACUGUCUCCUCAUAAUAUCCUGUUGGACCAAAAGGGACAUAUUAAAUUGGCUAAAUUUGGACUUUAUCACAUGACAGCUCACGGUGAUGAUGUUGAUUUUCCAAUUGGGUAUCCAUCAUACUUGGCACCGGAGGUAAUUGCACAAGGAAUUUCUAGAACAACUGAUCAUGUGCCCAGUGAAAAACCAUUGCCUUCUGGCCCCAAAUCAGAUGUGUGGUCUCUUGGAAUCAUUUUGUUUGAGCUUUGUGUGGGAAGAAAAUUAUUUCAGAGCUUGGAUAUUUCUGAAAGACUAAAAUUUUUGCUUACUCUGGACUGUGUAGAUGACACUAUUACAGUUCUGGCUGAAGAGCAUGGGUGUCUGGACAUUAUAAAGGAGCUUCCUGAAAAUGUGAUAGAUCUUUUGAAGAAGUGUCUCACCUUCCACCCUUCAAAGAGGCCAACUCCAGAUGAAUUGAUGAAGGACAAAUUGUUCAGUGAAGUGUCACCUUUAUAUACCCCCUUUAUCAAACCUGCCAGUCUGUUUUCAUCUUCUUUGAGAUGUGCUGACUUAACUUUGCCUGAGGAUAUCAGUCAGUUGUGCAAAGAUACAAACAGUGAUUACCUGGCAGAAAGAUCUAUUGAAGAAGUUUAUUACCUUUGGUGUUUGGCUGGAGGUGACUUGGAGAAAGAGCUUGUCAACAAGGAAAUCAUUCGAUCCAAGCCACCUAUCUGCACACUCCCCAAUUUUCUCUUUGAAGAUGGUGAAAGUUUUGGACAAGGCCGAGAUAGAAGUUCACUUUUAGAUGAUACCACUGUGACAUUGUCAUUGUGCCAGCUAAGAAAUAGAUUGAAAGACGUUGGUGGAGAGGCAUUUUAUCCAUUACUUGAAGAUGACCAGUCGAAUUUACCUCAUUCAAACAGCAAUAAUGAGUUGUCUGCAGCUGCCACUCUUCCUUUAAUCAUCCGAGAGAGGGACACAGAGUACCAGCUAAACAGAAUCAUUCUCUUUGACAGGCUGCUAAAGGCUUAUCCCUAUAAAAAAAAUCAAAUUUGGAAAGAAGCAAGAGUUGACAUUCCUCCUCUGAUGAGAGGAUUAACCUGGGCUGCUCUUCUGGGAGUUGAGGGGGCUAUUCAUGCCAAAUAUGAUGCGAUUGAUAAAGACACACCAAUUCCUACAGAUAGACAGAUUGAAGUGGAUAUUCCUCGCUGUCAUCAGUAUGAUGAACUGUUAUCAUCACCAGAAGGUCAUGCAAAAUUUAGGCGUGUAUUAAAAGCCUGGGUGGUAUCACAUCCUGAUCUUGUAUACUGGCAAGGUCUUGACUCACUUUGUGCUCCAUUCCUGUAUCUAAAUUUCAAUAAUGAGGCCUUGGCUUAUGCAUGUAUGUCUGCUUUUAUUCCCAAAUACCUGUAUAACUUCUUCUUGAAAGACAACUCUCAUGUAAUCCAAGAGUAUUUGACUGUGUUUUCUCAGAUGAUUGCAUUCCAUGAUCCAGAGCUAAGUAAUCAUCUCAAUGAGAUUGGCUUCAUUCCUGAUCUCUAUGCCAUCCCUUGGUUUCUCACCAUGUUUACUCAUGUUUUUCCACUGCACAAAAUUUUUCACCUCUGGGAUACCUUACUACUUGGGAAUUCCUCUUUCCCCUUCUGUAUCGGAGUAGCUAUUCUUCAGCAGCUGCGAGACCGGCUUUUGGCUAACGGCUUUAAUGAAUGCAUUCUUCUCUUCUCUGACUUACCAGAAAUCGACAUUGAACGCUGUGUUCGAGAAUCAAUCAACUUGUUUUGUUGGACUCCUAAAAGUGCUACUUAUAGACAGCAUGCUCAGCCUCCAAAACCAACUUCUGACAGUAGUGGAGUCAGAAGUUCAGCACCUUAUUUCUCUGCUGAGUGUCCAGACCCACCGAAGUCAGAUCUGUCAAGAGAAUCCAUCCCAUUAAAUGACCUGAAAUCAGAAGUAUCACCCAGGAUUUCAGCAGAGGACCUGAUUGACUUGUGUGAGCUGACGAUGACCGGCCACUUCAAAACACCUGCCAAGAAAACAAAGUCUGGUAAACCAAAGCUCCUGGUGGUUGACAUCCGGAACACUGAAGAUUUCAUUCGGGGUCACAUUUCAGGCAGUAUCAACAUUCCAUUCAGCUCUGCGUUCACUGCAGAAGGGGAGCUCACCCAAGGUCCUCACACAGCUGUGCUCCAGAACUUCAAAGGGAAAGUCAUUGUCAUCGUGGGGAAUGUAGCAAAGCACACAGCUGAGAAACAUCAAAAAACAAGCAGAAACUGUACCAUUUGUUGAUUAGAAGUGGUGAAAGCAAACAUCCUCAUCUUCUUCCUGACCUUAGGGGAAAAGCUUUCAAUCUUUCAGCACUGAGAAUGAUGUUAGCUAGGUUUUUUCUCUAUAUGGCUUUUAUCGGGUUGCAGAAGUUCCCUUCUAUUCCUUCUUUAUUGAAUAUUUUUAGCAUGAAAGGAUGUUGUAUUGUGACAUGCUUUUUCCAUUGUUAUUGAGAUGAUUAAAUGUUUUCUUUGCUUCCUUGUAUUACUGUGGUAUGUUCCAAUGAUUGAUUUUUGUAUGUUAGAUCUUGCAUUAGUAGCAUAAAUUCCACUUGGUUAUGAUAUAUAACAUAACCCUAGUAAUUUUUUUUUGACAGGCAGAGUGAACAGUGAGAGAGAGACAGAGAGAAAGGUCUUCCUUUACCACUGGUUCACCCUCCAAUGGCCGCUGCAGCCAGCACACUGCAGCUGGCACACUGCGUUGAUCCGAAGCCAGGAGCCAGGUGCUUCUCCUGGUCUCCUAUGCGGGUGCAGGGCCCAAGGACUUGGGCCAUCCUCCACAGCACUCCCGGGCCACAGCAAAGAGCUGGCCUGGAAGAGGAGCAACUGGGACAGAAUCCGGCACCCUGACUGGGACUAGAACCCGGUGUGCCGGCACCGCAGGUGGAAGAUUAGCCUAUUGAGCUGCGGCGCCGGCCAACCCUAGUAUUUUCUUUAGGAUUUUGUUUUAGUAUUCAUCAAGCCUAUUAGUCUAUAAUUUCUUGUCUGGGCUUGGUACCAGGCAAUAAUAUUGGCCUAACAGUAUGCAUUAAAAUGUGUUCCCUCCCCUUUAACUUAUUCAAAGACUUUAUGAUUGAUUAUUAAUUCUAACCAGAGAAAUUAAGCAAGAAAAAGAAAUAAAAGUUAUCCAAAUUGGAAUAUGGUAGUUAUCUAGGAUUGCUGUAAGGAAAAACAAAAUUGAGUGGCUUAAAAUAACAGUAAUUUAUUCUGCCAUGGGUCUGAUGGCUAAAAGCCUAAUGUCAAGGUAUCAACAGGGCCAUGUUUCCUCUGAAACACAUGGUGGAAUUCUUCCUUGCUUUUCCCAGCUUCUGAUAGUGGCCAUAAAUCCUUGUUGCUCCUUGGCUUGUAGCUAUAUUGAUCUCUGGUUCUGUUAUCCUUUAUUCUUCUACCUGUACAUGUUGAUCUCUGUGGGUCUUCGUCCCUUUUUUAUAAAAAUACCACUCAUAGUAGAUUAACGGGCCAAUCUACUCUAGUAUGGUCCUAACAUAGGAACCUACCAUAUUUCCAAAUAAGGUUAUGUUAUUACGUUCUAGAAAUAACAUAAAUUUUAGACACUAUCUAACUUGGUACAAAAAGGAGACAGUAAACUGUAUUUACAGAUGAUAUGAUCUUUUAUCUAGAAAACAAUAAAAAGUCAAUGUAUGUACACACAGAGACAUACACACAUAAACUGUUAGAGCUAAUACACGAAUUCAGCAAAGUUCAGGAUAAAAAUCAGCACCAAAAACCAAAAAUCAGUUUUAUUUCUAUAUACUAUCAAAAUCCCCAUGGAGUUUUUUUGGAAAUAGAAAAACUCAUGAAAUCAUAUGGAAUCUCUAGGGAUCCAAAAUAGCCAAAAAAAUCUUUAAAAAGAAUAUAAAAUCAGAAGACUCACAACUUCAGAACUUAUUACUGAGCUCAAGUAAUCAAAACUGUGGUGCAGACAUAAUUUUAGCCAUAUAGACCAAUGGAAUUAAGUUAAGAGCCCAUAAAUAAGCUUUUUAUCUAUAGAAAAUUGAUUUGACAAGAGUGAAGAUGACUCAGUGGGGGGAAAAAAGGUGUCUUCCAAAAAUGAAUCUGGGACAACUGAAUAUCUACAUGUAAAAGAAUUAAAUUGGAGUCUUACUGUAACCAUAAACAGAAAUUAACUCAAAAUGAACCAAAGACCUAAAUAUAAGAGCUACAACUAUGUAUAUGGAGAUAAAUCUUAAUGACAUUAGAUCUGAGAAUGGUUUAUUAAAUAUGCACCAAAAGCACAGACAACCACAAAAAAAGUUAUAUCUCAUGAAAAGUAAAAUUUUUUUCUUCAGAGGACACUAUCAAGAUAUUGAAAAGAUAAACCACAAAAUGAAAAAAUAUUUGUAAGUCAUAUGCCUAACUAAUAUCAAAAUACAAAUCAAUGUGCAAAAAUAAGUUGUAUUUCUACAUACUAGUCAGUAACAGAAAAGUGAUUGAAUUUUUAAAAAGUCAAAGGAUUUGAGUAAACAUUUCUCUGAAGAUAUACAAAUGUCCACUAGCACAUGAAAAGAUAUUCAGUAUUCUUAGUCAUUAAGGAAAUGUAAGUCAAAACCACACUGAGAUACCACUUAAUACCCAAGAAUUGGCAAAGAUGAUAACUGGAAAUUGCUGAUGUGGGUGUAAGAUAAUGUAGCUUCAGUAGAAAACAUCUUACCAAUUCCUUCAAAAAUUUAACAGAGGAGCUGACAUCAAGGAGCAGCAGGUUAAGCGGGCAUCCCUUAUCAGUGCCAGUUCAAGUCCCAACUGCUCCAGUUCUGAUCUAGCUCCCUACUAAUGUGUCUGGAAGGCCGUGGAUAAUGGCCCAAAAACUUGGACCUCUGCCACACAUGUAGGAGACCCAGAUGGUGUUAGUUUCUGGCCUUGGCCGGGGCCAGCCCUGGCAUCAUGGCUAUUUAAGGAAUGAACCAGCAGAUAGAAGAUAUUCAUAUUAUCUUUCUCCCUCUGUGUAACCCUGCCUUUCAAAUAAAUAAAUAAUUAUUAAAAAAAAAAAAAA